CAAAAAGCCCUAGCUCAUUCCUUCAACACUCAAGUUAUCUCCCUCUAGUCGGAGGAGCAGCCGCACCGGAGAAAGAAAAAAACGCACCAUUCAUUCAUAGGCGGCGAUCACAGCCACCGGAAGCUCGUCGUGCACCACCCUCUAUUACCGGUGUUCUGCCAUCUCCGUUGAACGAAGCUUACGAGACUGUGGCUGAGGCUGUGCAAAAUCUAAUCAUGGCAGAACCAGAAGACAACCUUCAAUCCUCACCUAUGGUUGAAACAGAGAACAACAAAAAGAAGAAGGAGAAGAAGAACAAGCACGACAAGAAAAGACCUCGAGAUGUUGCUAACGAGGAGCACGCAGAAGAAGAAGAGGAGCAGAUUGGGAAUAACAGUGACAGGGAUGGAGAAUCGUCAAAGAAGAAGAAGAAGAAGAAGCAUAAAGUGGAAGUGGAAGAGAGAAAGGAGAAGAACAAUUCUGGGUCUGGAAUUAUGAGCACUGAAUCCUUUGCUUCUCUGGAGUUGUCUGAACCUACUUCUAAGGCCAUUGCAGACAUGGGAUUUCAGUUCAUGACUCAGAUUCAAGCUAGAGCAAUUCCACCACUUCUUACUGGAAAAGAUGUUCUUGGGGCUGCAAGGACCGGUUCUGGAAAAACUCUUGCAUUUUUAAUUCCUGCUGUGGAGCUUUUGUACAAGCUUAAGUUCACGCCUCGUGAUGGAGCUGGUGUCGUUGUGAUAUGCCCAACUAGAGAGCUUGCAAUGCAGACACAUGCGGUGGCCAUGGAGCUUCUCAAGUAUCAUUCACUAACUCAUGGAAUUGUUAUGGGAGGUUCAGCUAGAAGAGCUGAAGCUGAAACCAUCGCCAGAGGGGUAAACCUAUUGAUAGCAACUCCUGGUCGGCUUCUAGAUCACCUUCAAAAUACAAAGAGGUUCAUACAUAAUAACUUGAAGUGCCUUAUGAUUGAUGAAGCUGACAGGAUAUUAGAAGCAAACUUUGAGGAUGAAAUGAAGCAGAUUAUUAAGAUCCUCCCAAAGAACAGGCAAACAGCUUUAUUUUCAGCUACACAAACAAAGAAGGUUGAGGAUCUUGCCCGUUUGUCCUUUCAGACCACUCCUAUCUAUAUUGAUGUAGAUGAUGGGAGAAACAAGGUCACAAAUGAAGGAUUGCAGCAGGGCUAUGUUGUUGUUCCCUGUGCCAAACGAUUUACCGUUCUCUAUUCCUUCUUGAAAAGGAAUAAGUCGAAAAAAGUGAUGGUCUUUUUAUCUUCAUGCAACUCUGUGAAAUUCCAUGCGGACCUUCUUAAUCUCAUUCAUAUGAAUUGCUCAAGUAUUCAUGGAAAACAAAAGCAGCAGGCCCGGACAACUACAUUUUUUGACUUCUGCAAAGCAGAAACAGGGAUCUUGCUAUGUACUGAUGUUGCCGCUCGUGGACUUGACAUACCUGCCGUGGACUGGAUUGUGCAAUAUGACCCACCCGAUGAACCAAAGGAAUAUAUCCACAGGGUUGGUAGAACAGCUCGUGGGGAAGGUGGAAAAGGAAAUGCCUUGCUUUUCCUGAUUCCUGAAGAGCUGCAAUUUCUUCGCUACCUGAAGGAAGCUAAGGUCCCAGUGAAAGAAUAUGCAUAUGAUGAAAAGAAGGUGGCAAAUGUACAGUCUCACAUGGAGAAUUUGGUAGCCAACAAUUAUUAUUUGAACAAGAUGGCCAAAGAAGCUUAUAGAUCAUACAUAUUAGCAUACGAUUCACAUUCCAUGAAGGAUAUAUUCAACGUUCACAGUCUUGAUUUGCAGGCCGUUGCUGCUUCAUUCUGUUUUUCAAACCCACCAAAAGUGAGUCUGAACAUUAACGGCAGUAAGAAAAGGAAGAAAAUGCGUCAAGUUGAUGGAAGUAAACAUGGAUUCGGCCACAACAAUCCUUAUGGAAGCAGGGGAAAUGCUGACGAUCAGCGGCAGUUUGUGAGGUAUUAGCAGUGGACAUGCCACUUAUUAGAAUACACAACGGGUGUUAUUUCAUGCACCAGCAAAUAGCACCCCCAAUUUUUGAGUCAGAUUUUGUUUAUUUGUCUCUUUAGUCACAUUAAUCAAACAAUAAGUUAACUAUUUUGUUGUUGUAAGCUCACUCAUUAAUUAAUCUUCAGAAAUAGCGUUUGAAAAGAAAUGGUGGAGAACUGGAGACAUUAUAUAGUAUAAAGAUAAGAUUAAACUUGAGAUAUGUUUGAAAUAUAUUAAUUUUGUUUAUAA
Messenger RNA from Lotus japonicus, 2219 nucleotides. RefSeq names its product DEAD-box ATP-dependent RNA helicase 27-like. The transcript has 12 exons. Gene Ontology annotation, biological process: maturation of LSU-rRNA from tricistronic rRNA transcript (SSU-rRNA, 5.8S rRNA, LSU-rRNA). Gene Ontology annotation, cellular component: nucleolus. Gene Ontology annotation, molecular function: ATP binding; RNA helicase activity; nucleic acid binding. Lineage: Eukaryota; Viridiplantae; Streptophyta; Magnoliopsida; Fabales; Fabaceae. The coding region runs from base 216 to 1946 and encodes 576 amino acids. The record is from RefSeq and is a predicted model, not a curated record.